Messenger RNA from Cercospora beticola, 1599 nucleotides. RefSeq lists its product as uncharacterized. Gene Ontology annotation, cellular component: membrane. NCBI's taxonomy places the organism in Eukaryota, Fungi, Ascomycota, Dothideomycetes, Mycosphaerellales, Mycosphaerellaceae. The record is from RefSeq and is a predicted model, not a curated record. Gene Ontology annotation, molecular function: myo-inositol:proton symporter activity. Gene Ontology annotation, biological process: myo-inositol import across plasma membrane.
AUGGCUACUCACGAUGAGAAGAAAGUGCAGCAAUGGACCACAGAAGAGCAGAUUGAAGACCUGAAGGACCGUGAGACGUUCGAUGAGAUCACGGCGCUCUCUGGCAUCGAAGCCACUGCGGCAUCAAGAGCCGCAUGGCUCAUAUCGAUCACUGUCUCUCUAGGUGGUUUCCUCUUCGGUUACGAUACCGGCUACAUCUCCUCCGUCCUCGUCAGCAUUGGCACAUCCCUCGGCCAUGAGCUUUCCUCCAGCGAACAGGAACUCGUCACAUCCCUCACCUCAGGCGGCGCCCUUGUGGGCGCUGUCUUUGCCGGACUCGCAGCUGACAAGCAUGGCCGCAAAUGGCCCGUUUGGGGAGCCUGCAUUGUCUUCGUCAUUGGUACAGUUCUGCAAACAGCCGCCUACUCUGUUGCCCAAUUCGCAGUCGGAAGAUUUGUCGUUGGAUUGGGAGUCGGUUCCGCAGCGAUGAUCGUGCCUGUCUACAUCGGAGAACUUGCACCUGCCAAGUACCGUGGCAGAAUGAUCGCUUUCAACAAUAUGAGUGUCACGUUUGGCCAGCUGGUUGCCAGUGCGAUUGGUGCAGGACUCGCGGAAGUUCCAGGAGAAGGAUGGCGAGGCACAGUCGGGAUUGGAGCCUUCCCAGCAGUCGCACUUGCAAUCAUGCUGUUCUGGUGUCCGGAAUCACCUCGUCAACUUGUCGCCCACGGCAAGACGGAUGCUGCUGAAGCAGUUCUUCUUCGGUUGUAUCCGACUUCAACGCACGAGCAACGUAUCGCAAAGAUACGUUCCAUUGAGGUGUCCAUCGAGGAGGCUACUUCGAGCUUGGUACCAGAAUCUCUGUGGACGGUCUUCAAGCGUAUCUUCAACACACCUGCCACCGCGCGAGCCGUUCUCACUGCAUGUUUGAUCAUGGGUAUUUCCCAGCUCGGCGGUUUCAACACUCUCAUGUACUACUCUGCCACGCUCUUUGCCAUAGUCGGCUUCAAGAACGCCACAGCAGUCGCCAUAGUCGUGUCCGGCACAAACUGGAUUUUCUCCGGAGUAAAUCUGGUCUUGGUAGACAGAUUCGGUCGCCGCAUCCUUCUGGUUGUAUCAGUCGCAGGCAUGUCGAUUUGCAUGAUGAUCGCUGCAAUCGCAUUCCACUACAUUCCAAUCAACCUCAGCACUCUCGAGCUAGAAACCGAUGACGCAGGCUGGGCAGGAAUCGUGGUCCUUGUGACGAUUAUCUGCUACGUAGGAUUUUACUCAUCUGGUGUUGCUACCAUUGCCUGGAUCGGGACGGAGUUGAUUCCGUUGGAAGUUCGUGCUCUUGGAACCAUGUUGAAUACGGUCACUUGCUGGUCCACGAAUAUCAUCAUUGCCUCGACUUUCUUGUCCAUGAUGAAGGGGAUCACACCUUCGGGAGCAUUUGGAUUCUACGCGGGUAUUUGCUUCUUUGGCUGGCUCUUCAUCGUGUUCUGCUAUCCAGAUGUGAAGGGCAUGCCGCUCGAGACUAUUAGACAUGUCUUCGAGCAUGGCUUUGGUUUGAAAUACUCGAGGCAGUGGCAGAAGGACAACAAGCAUCUGGCUAAGGCCAGCCAGGCGACUUUUGGUCACUAA